Stylonychia lemnae is the source of this 417-nucleotide messenger RNA. The record is from the annotation of a GenBank genome assembly. Lineage: Eukaryota; Ciliophora; Spirotrichea; Sporadotrichida; Oxytrichidae.
AUGGAAUCAUCAAUCCCAAGAACAUUCAGACUCUAUGAUGAGCUCGAAAAAGGAGAAAAAGGUCAACUAAGUGACCAAAGUGUAUCUUACGGUCUUGCAAAAGGUGAGGACAAGACUUUCACUGAAUGGAAUGGCACCAUUAUUGGUCCAGCCAACACCAACUUCGAUAACAGAAUCUACUUCUUAAGCAUCAAGUGUGGCCCUAACUAUCCUUCAUAGGCUCCAGAAGUUGCUUUCUUAUCUAAAAUUAAUCUUCCAUGUGUGAAUUAAACAAAUGGAAAGAUUGAUACAACCAAGUUUGCAGUGUUUGCCAACUGGAAAACAGAAUACAGCAUGGAGAAGAUUCUUAUUGCACUCAAGAAUGAAAUGAUCACUCACAAAAAGCUUGCUCAACCUGCUGAUGGCGAUAUGUUCUGA